Brassica napus (rape) is the source of this 1216-nucleotide messenger RNA. RefSeq lists its product as uncharacterized. The record is from RefSeq and is a predicted model, not a curated record. NCBI's taxonomy places the organism in Eukaryota, Viridiplantae, Streptophyta, Magnoliopsida, Brassicales, Brassicaceae. The transcript has 3 exons. The coding region runs from base 1 to 1146 and encodes 381 amino acids.
AUGGCAAAGACAAGAGGACAAGUUGGUUCUCGUCGGAGUAAACGUAAUCAAGGCUUGGAGGUAGUAGAUCAAGAGGACAAGGCACCGCAACUAAAAGUGAAGAAAAGAACAGCAAAGAAAACGGCUUCCCCUAAAAAGAAUUUAGUUUUAACGCCAACGAGAAGAAGUAGUAGAAUCAAGAAAGUGGCUGCUGAAGAUGAUUACAUAGAAGAUGUAACACCUCCUAAGGAUGAUGAGGAGGUAGAAGAUGUUACACCUCCUAAGGAUGAUGAAGUACAAGAUGUAACACCUGCUCAGGAUGAUGAAGUAGAAGAUGAUCAGGCUGAGAAGUCAAUGUCUGAAGAAGAUAAAGACGAUGAAGAGGAUGUCAAUGGGAAAGAGGAUGAAGAAGAUGGCGAUGUCAAUGGGAAAGAGAAUGAAGAAGAUGGAGAUCUCAAUGGGAAAGAGAAUGAAGAAGAACCGGCCAAUAUGGAAGAUGAUGGAGUUCUUAAUGAGAAAGGGAACGAAGAGGAAGCUUGCGAAGAAGAAGCUCGCGAUAUGGAAGAAGAUGGCACUGCGCAAGAUGAUGAGAUUCCUAGUACUGAAGGAGUUGAGCUAGCAGGGGAGGAAGUUUCAAAAAAAAAUAAAAGAGGACCUACAAAGUUGCGUAGAGUGGCUGAAAAUCCCAAUGAUAAGAUUAUGGUCACAUUCAAUGACAUUGGUGAGCAUGUUGGACCUGGUUCAGUAACCCUAUCGUCGUUUCUUGGUCCUCUUGUGAGGGAACAUGUUCCGGUUACACUUGCCGAUUGGAGAAAACUUGAUGCAGCGACUAAAGCAACAAUGUGGGAAGAAAUUCAGGGGAGGUUUAACUUGCAAGAAGAGUGGCAGAAAGCUGUUAUUUUCAAGCAGCUGGGAAAUGUGUGGAGGGCUGGGAAGUCAAGGCUGGUGUCACAAGUACGUGUGGCGAAGACUGCAGCUGAGAGAAUAGCUUUAAAACCGAGCAACAUCCCAUCCCUUCAACUGUGGAACACUUGGGUUAAGAGUAAGACUACCAAAUCUUUCACAGAAACGAGUAACAAGUACAGAGCGAUGAGAAGAAAUCAGAUUCCUCACACCACCAGCCGCAAAGGAAUGCUUCGUUUAGCUGAUGAUAUGGUAAAAGAGUAGUCAAACAUCUACAUAUUGUAGAUCAGCUUGUUAGAUUAAAAUGGUAGUGAGAUAUGUUUGUUUUCAUAUA